GCAGCGGUGCAAACCAGGCAGUCCGGGUCCUGGUCGGACAGCCCAUCACCUGUUGGGGCCUCCCACGCGCGCCGCGCAGGGCUCGCCCCGGCCAGGGGCGGCGGGUGGCUCCGGGGCACAGGCUCUCCCCCCUCCCCCCUUCCUCCGGGACCAGUCGGGCUGGCGGACUGACGGACGGACGGACGCGGGGACGCAGGCACGGAGGGACGGGGGCGGCCCGACGCUGGAAUGCAGUUUUCUCCGGCGAGAGAGACUUUGCACCGGAGUGGAGACUAGUUUGGGGUGGGGUUUCGCACGGUCCCCUCCCCCCUCCCCCCCGCCCCAGCCCAGGGCCCCCUUCCAGGCGCUUUCUGGGAGCUUUCAGAACUGCGCUCUGAAGUUUAAAGAGCAGCAAGGAGCUUGUGCCGUAGGCAGGGACAAUGGAAGAAAAUGAAAGCCAGAAAUGUGAGCCGUGCCUUCCUUACUCAGCAGACAGCAGGCAGAAGCAGGAACAAGGAAAAAGCAAUCUACAAGUCACGUCAUUAGAAGAUGCAGAAUGUCGCAGAACCAAGGAACGCCUUUCUAAUGGGAACAGUCGCGUUUCAGUUUCCAAGUCUUCCCGCAACAUCCCAAGGAGACACACUCUAGGUGGACCCCGCAGUUCCAGAGAAAUACUGGGAAUGCAAACAUCUGAGAUGGACAGGAAGAGAGAAGCUUUCCUGGAACAUCUGAAGCAGAAGUACCCCCAUCAUGCCACUGCGAUCAUGGGCCACCAAGAGAGGCUGAGAGACCAGACAAGAAGCCCCAAACUGUCUCACAGUCCUCAACCUCCCAAUCUGGGCGACCCUGCCGAGCAUUUAUCAGAGACGUCUGGUGAUUCUUUGGAAGCCAUGUCUGAGGGAGAAGUUCCAAGUCCUUUUUCCAGAGGCAGCCGAACUCGAGCGAGUCUCCCGGUGGUGAGGUCAACCAACCAGACGAAAGAAAGAUCUCUGGGGGUUCUCUAUCUCCAGUAUGGGGACGAAACCAAGCAGCUCAGGAUGCCGAAUGAAAUCACAAGUGCAGACACAAUCCGUGCUCUCUUCGUAAGUGCCUUUCCACAGCAGCUCACCAUGAAGAUGCUAGAGUCGCCCAGUGUUGCCAUUUACAUCAAAGACGAAAGCAGAAAUGUCUAUUAUGAACUAAACGAUGUAAGGAACAUUCAGGACCGAUCGCUCCUCAAAGUGUACAAUAAAGACCCUGCGCACGCAUUCAAUCACACACCGAAAACUGUGAAUGGAGACAUGAGGAUGCAGAGAGAAAUUGUUUAUGCAAGAGGAGAUGGCCCUGGUGCCUCUCGGCCUGGAUCCACAGCUCAUCCACCCCAUGCCAUUCCAAGUUCUCCACCAUCCACUCCCGUGCCCCAUUCCAUGCCUCCUUCCCCAUCCAGAAUUCCUUACGGGGGCACCCGCCCGAUGGUUGUUCCUGGCAACGCCACCAUCCCCAGAGACAGACUCUCCAGCCUGCCAGUCUCCAGAUCCAUCUCACCCAGCCCAAGCGCCAUUUUGGAAAGAAGAGAUGUGAAGCCGGACGAAGACAUGAGUGGCAAGAACAUUGCCAUGUACCGAAACGAGGGCUUCUAUACUGAUCCCUACCUUUAUCACGAGGGACGGAUGAGCAUAGCCUCUUCCCACGGUGGGCACCCGCUGGAUGUCCCUGAUCACAUCAUUGCAUAUCACCGCACGGCAAUUCGCUCGGCGAGUGCAUACUGCAACCCUUCCUUGCAAGCAGAAAUGCAUAUGGAGCAGUCACUGUACAGACAGAAAUCAAGGAAAUACCCAGAUAGCCACUUGCCUACUCUGGGCGCCAAAACACCUCCCGCCUCUCCCCACCGAGUCGGUGACCUGAGAAUGGUAGACAUGCAUGCCCACCAUAACGCCCACGGGCCCCCUCACACCCUGCAGCCAGAUCGGGCCUCUCCAAGCCGCCAGGCCUUCAAAAAGGAGCCCGGCACCUUGGUGUAUAUUGAAAAACCACGGACCGCUCCAGGAUUAUCCAGCAUUGUGGACUUCGGCCCACCUCUAGUUGAGAAGCAAGUGUUUGCUUACAGCACUGCUACAAUACCCAAAGAUAGAGAGACCAGAGAGAGGAUGCAAGCCAUGGAGAAACAGAUUGCCAGUUUAACUGGUCUUGUUCAGUCUGCGCUUUUUAAAGGGCCCAUUACGAGUAAUAGCAAAGAUGCGUCUAGCGAGAAAAUGAUGAAAUCCACAGCCAAUAAGAGCCACACAGAUGGUGCAGGAACACUCCAUGUUUCUGGGGGAAAGACUGUCAGCGCACUGGAGUCCUCAGGGCCAGCCAGCCAGCCCCUGCCUGCCGGCUCCUCGGCCAUGCACAUGAGCCUGCUUGACAUGAGGCGGAGUGUGGCCGAACUCAAGCUCCAGCUCCAACAGAUACGACAGCUUCAGCUGCAGAACCAGGAGCUGCUGAGGGCAAUGAUGAAGAAGGCCGAGCUGGAAAUCAGCGGCAAAGUGAUCGAAACCAUGAAGAGGCUGGAGGACCCUGUGCAGCGACAGCGCGUCCUCGUGGAACAAGAGAGACAGAAAUACCUGCACGAAGAGGAGAAGAUCGUCAAAAAGCUGUGUGAGCUGGAAGACUUCGUUGAAGACUUGAAGAAGGACUCUACGUCGGCUGCCCGAGUGGUCACUCUAAAAGAUGUGGAAGAUGGGGCUUUCCUCCUGCGACAAGUGGGAGAAGCAGUAGCCACCCUGAAAGGAGAAUUUCCCACCUUACAAAACAAGAUGCGAGCCAUCUUGCGCAUAGAAGUCGAGGCCGUGCGGUUUCUGAAGGAGGAGCCCCACAGGCUGGACAGCCUCCUGCAGAGAGUACGGAGCAUGACCGACACCCUGACCAUGUUGCGGAGACACGUCACCGAUGGGCUCUUGAAAGGUACAGAUGCAGCCCAGGCCGCACAUUACGUCGCUAUGGAAAAGGCCACAGCCGCGGAAGUCCUGAAGAGCCAGGAGGAGGCACCCCACACCUCAGGCCAGCCCCUCCACGGUGCAGGAGUCCCCGGCGACGUGAAGUCAGAAGUGGUGCCCUUGACCGUUCACCAUGCGCAGAGCUCCCCUGUGGUCAUCCAGCCCUCCCAGCUCUCCGCCGCCCUGCUCAACCCCGCCCAGCACUUGCCGGGGGGCUCGGGUCCCCACCCCACCAGCCCUUCGGCCACCACACAGGAAGUGACCUCAGCUCUGCAGUCAGCACAGGCUCCUCAGUCCCCACAGAUGCCCAUGAACGGCUCUGCCAUGCAGAGCUUGCUCAUUGAGGAAAUCCACAGCGCGAGCGCCAAGAACAGGGCAGUGUCCAUUGAGAAAGCAGAGAGGAAAUGGGAAGAGAAAAGGCAAAAUCUGGACCACUAUAACGGGAAAGAGUUUGAGAAGCUACUAGAAGAAGCUCAGGCCAACAUCAUGAGGUCAAUUCCAAACCUGGAGAUGCCACCAGCCUUGGGCCCACAACCAAAGGGCGAUGCUCCAGUAGACAAGCUAGAACUUUCAGAAGACUCUCCGAAUUCAGAACAAGACUUGGACAAGCUGGGGGGUAAGUCCCCACCUCCUCCUCCCCCACCCCCUCGGCGGAGCUACCUGCCAGGAUCAGGGCUCACCACCACGAGGUCCGGCGAUGUGGUCUACACCAGCAGGAAGGAGAACAUCACCGCUAAGGCAAGCAGUGAAGAUGCUGGACCAAGCCCCCAGGCUAGAGCCACUAAGUGUCCGACCGAGGAGCUGGCUUCCACCUGGACCCCAUCCCCACCGCCAGUCGCUACCUCGUCCUCAAAGGACGAGGAGGAAGAGGAAGAAGGAGACAAAAUAAUGGCGGAACUCCAGGCAUUCCAGAAGUGUUCCUUUAUGGAUGUAAAUUCAAACAGUCAUGCUGAGCAGUCCCGGGCUGACAGUCACGUUAAAGACACUAGGCCGGGGGCCACAGUCCCACCCAAGGAGAAGAAGAAUUUGGAAUUUUUCCAUGAAGACGUUCGGAAAUCUGAUGUCGAAUAUGAAAACGGCCCCCAAAUGGAAUCCCGAAAGGUUCCCACAGGGGCUCUCACACCCCUUGACCAUCCUAAAUGGGAAAUAGCAAUGGAGAAUAGUGUUUCUGAUGCAUCAAGAACAUCAGAGUAUAAAACAGACAUCCUAAAGAAGGAAAAUUCCAUAUCCGGCAAACGUUUAUUUAAAGACAGUAGAAACUAUACCCAGAAAAAUGUGUCUAAGGUCAAUCCCAGUUACUCUGGCCUUUGUUCAUUAGAUGAAAUAAACAAAGGACCUAAGAGCUCAGGACUGCAGUACCCUGUGCCUGACGCUGAGAAUCAGAAGAUGAAUUAUGGAAAGACGAAGGAGAUGAGACUAGAAAGACAGGAAAACGCAGAUAGGUGUGACCUUCCCUCUCCCGCUAGGUCAACUGAAUUGAGCACGUGUGAUGUCAGAACUCAAGAUCAAGAGGUUCACAUGACAGAGUUCGGCCAGGUUGCUCUAAGACCCAAGGGGGCACGGCAUGCUAGCGUGAACUCCAGCGAGGACGGAGAAUCGACACCAAGUUCUCCCACUGAAGAAAAUGCGACCACCGACAACAUCGCCUUCAUGAUCACCAAAACUGCCGUCCAGGUGCUCUCCAGUGGGGAGGUCCGCGACAUAGUGAGCCAAAAGGGGGAAGAUGUACAGACGGUUAACAUUGACGCCAAGAAAGAAGCAACAUCCCCACAAGAAGGAGCUGAAAACGAAGAGCCAGUCGUGUGCCUAGACAAGAAACCAGUUAUCAUCAUUUUUGACGAGCCCAUGGACAUCCGGUCUGCAUAUAAGAGACUUUCAACCAUAUUCGAGGAAUGCGACGAGGAAUUAGAGAGGAUGAUGACAGAGGAAAAGAUAGAGGAGGAGGAGGAGGAGGAAAACGGAGACCCUGUACUCCAGAAUAACACUUCCCAAAAGUUGCAUAAGAAGGUUGCAUCCGGCAGCCCCGGAUCAGGGCAGCAGGCUGAUGGUAAAUUCCAGCCACACUGCCUUUCACCAGAGGCUGAACCCCCAGGACAGGAAACGAGUAAGAACGAGCUGAGCAGGUUCAGCCACGCAGAUUCUCCAAGUGCAGAAAGCAAGGGUGACGUGACGGAUGACCAGUUUGAAAGCCCCAAGAAAAAGUUCAAAUUCAAAUUCCCUAAAAAGCAACUGGCUGCUCUCACUCAGGCAAUUCGCACGGGAACCAAAACGGGGAAGAAGACGCUGCAGGUGGUGGUCUACGAGGAGGAGGAGGAGGACGGCACUUUGAAGCAGCACAAGGAAGCUAAACGAUUUGAAAUCACUAGGUCCCAACCUGAAGACGCCCCCAAAAGUAUGCUUAGGAGACCAGAGCCGCCCAGUGCAGAGAACGCAUCUGUGAUUUCCAGAACUGACGAAAUUAGAAAAAAUACCUACAGGACGCUGGACAGCCUGGAGCAGACCAUCAAACAGCUUGAAACCACAAUCAGUGAAAUGAGUCCAAGAGCCCUAGUGGACGCUUCAUGCUCUUCCAACAGAGAUUCUGUUGCAAGCUCAGCCCACAUAGCCCAAGAGGCCUCUCCCCGCUCCCUGCUAGCUCUGGAUGAAGCUCCCACUGCCCUAGAGCCCCCCUCGUCCGUACCUUCAGCCUCACGUAAGGGCGCCACCGGGACCCCACAGACGAGCAGGAUGCCGGUCCCCAUGAGUUCCAAGAACAGACCCGGAAGCCUGGACAAGCCUGGCAAGCAGUCCAAACUGCAGGACCCCCGCCAAUACCGUCAGGCUAAUGGAAGUGCUAAGAAAGCUGGUGGGGACUGUAAGCCUACUUUCCCCUCCUUACCUGCUUCUAAGAUUCCAGCCCUUUCUCCCAGCUCUGGGAAAAGCAGUUCUCUGCCCUCUUCUAGUGGUGACAGCUCUAACUUGCCUAUUCCACCUGCUACUAAACCACCGGUUACUUCUAACCCUCUCAGCCCCCAAACAGGACGAUCUGCUCCCUCUGCCUCCCUCAUCCCCUCUGUCUCUAAUGGCUCCUUAAAGUUUCAGAGCCCCACUCAUACAGGUAAAGGCCACCAUCUCUCAUUCUCACUGCAGACUCAAAACGGCCGAGCAGCCCCUUCCCCCUCCUCCUCCUCCUCCUCCCCGCCCUCCCCCGCCUCCCCCACUUCACUGAAUCAAGGUGCCAAGAGCAUCAGGACCAUCCACACUCCCGGCCUCACCAGCUACAAGGCACAGAACGGAAGUUCAAGCAAAGCCACCCCAUCCACAGCCAAGGAAACCUCUUAAAGGCCAAAUCCUGUUAGGUGAAAGUCGGAGUUACCUUUAAAAAAACACACAAAAAAUGUUUUUCGACAGUCUUCCACAACUGUCUUCCCAAGCGAAUGUAACAUAUUGCCGUACUGUUUGAGGCUUAAUGCUAAGUAUGUGCUAAAUACUGGAUUAAUAGAUGUCAGUGAAGCUUGUUUGUUUUCUUCGUUGCUAUUGUAAUUACAUAGUGUUUACUGUCUAUAGCCGAUACCCGUCCAAUGAAGUAAGCAUGUGUUACGAAAAGAGUGGCUGGCAGGAGAGAAGGGUGUGUGAGAGACGGGGAGGAAAAUGUACUCAGCAUGUAAAACAUGUAUGAUUCCAGAAUUUUAGUAUGUUUUGUACAAAAAUAUUUUUCAUUACGGAGACUAGACGUGAAACCGAGAAAUACACAAGCGUGACUAUCUAUACAAAUUGUAAAACAGAUACUAUAAUAUUUCCUUUUAUUUUGGUGUUAUUUAGCUUUAUUACAGAUUUCUAUUUUUGUCAGAACGUCAUGGUUCCUUUCAAGAUCUUUUUUGCCAAAAACAUUUUGAUACUAUAGCAUUGUACAUUUGAAAGUAGCGUGCUAGACAAAAAGCCAGUGAACUUCUAUACGAGCCGACACGAGGCAUAUGUAGAAGGCAGUUUAUCAAACCUAUUGCACUGCCGUGAGAAUUAUGUAUAAUAAUUUGCAGCCCAAGCAAGCUAGUUUUCUUUGCUUUUCUUUCUUUCUUUCUUUCUUUCUUUCUUUCUUUCUUUCUUUCUUUCUCUUGUUUCUUUCUCUUAACAUAUUGGGAUUCUCUAGUUGUUUCCUUUCCAGUAUCUAAACCCUUCCUUUGUUUCCUGAGACCUGGUGACCCACACUCUUGCAUUGUGGAUUUUAAACAUGUACACUUCUGUACGGUUCUGUAAACUGAUCAACUUUUGUACAUAUAUAAAUAGACCUAAUAAAAAAUACCGUAUGUGGCAGCACAGAGUAGUUUUCGCACACCAAAGUUAAUUUUUAUGCAUGCUUUAAAAAUAUAUCUUGGGAUGGGCAGAAAUGGGGAUACCCGUGCAUUUUUAAAAAGCAACGAGUUUGCACAGAUAGAGUGUUUUUGUAAAUAAAUGCAUUUGUAUAACACAGUCAUGUAAUAUACAGAACGAUAAGCAGAGGCUUUGCAAAACUCAAUAAAGGGCUGCAUGCUUAUUA
Prionailurus viverrinus (fishing cat) is the source of this 7446-nucleotide messenger RNA. RefSeq names its product KIAA1217 ortholog. Gene Ontology annotation, cellular component: cytoplasm. The record is from RefSeq and is a predicted model, not a curated record. Bases 420 to 6254 code for a protein of 1944 amino acids. NCBI's taxonomy places the organism in Eukaryota, Metazoa, Chordata, Mammalia, Carnivora, Felidae. The transcript is spliced from 21 exons.